Messenger RNA from Striga asiatica, 2220 nucleotides. The record is from the annotation of a GenBank genome assembly. Lineage: Eukaryota; Viridiplantae; Streptophyta; Magnoliopsida; Lamiales; Orobanchaceae.
AUGCUACCAGGCUUGCAUGAAGAUUCUGCAUCUCACACUGGCAUUGGCUUUGGUAUUGUCUAUAAAGGAGUUAUAGACGAUUAUGUGAGGCCAAGGUAUAAGUCAACCACAGUGGCAAUCAAAGAGCUUGAUCCCCAUGGAUUACAAGGAGACCGAGAAUGGCUGGCAGAGGUCAAUUAUUCAGGCCAGCUUCGACAUCCGAACCUGGUGAAGCUGAUUGGCUACUGCUGUGAGGGUGACCAUAGGUUAUUGGUCUAUGAAUAUAUGGUGUCCGGGAGCUUGGAGAAACAUCUUUUCCUUAGUGCGAAAGGCCUGAAAAAAAAAAUUGUAACUCCAAGUAUAUUAAUUAUUGCCUUUGAUGCUGCAAAAGGGCUUGCUUUUCUUCAUGGUGUGGAGAAACUUCAAACAUUUUGCUUGAUGGGGUCAGAGUUUAAUGCAAAGCUUUCUGAUUUUGGACUGGCAAAGAUGGGUCCCACGGGAGAUCAAACUCAUGUGUCGACCCGUGUUAUUGAUGCUCGUCGAGUGGGCCCGGCCGCUCCUCAACCACACCAAGAAGCUUCUCAGAAUACUCGACCCAAGAAUCGAGGGCCAAUACUCGACAAAAAUCCUCAUGAAAUUGACGAAUUUAGCCUACCAAUGGCUCAGCCAGAACCCGAAAAGAAGGCCCAACAUGAGCCAAGUCAUCGAGAUACUCGAGCCCUUGGGAGGUUCGUGAGUGACACUUUACGAGGUCUCAAAAAGCCCGAAUACAACGAGCUUCCAAAGGAGUAUGAACUUUACGAGCCUUCUUUAGAGGCUUCGAAGAUCGAGAGAUCGAUGUCCGAUGUGCACUUUAAUGGCCAUAUUGGGAGACAGUUUUGGGAAUUCGACCAAACAUCGUGGACAGUUGAAGAACGAGCUUUGGUCGAAAAAGCUCGUAAUGAAUUCAGACAAAAUCGUCAUGAGACGAAGCACAGUUCGGAUCUCCUGAUGAGAAUUCAAGUUUUUGCAGCAAAGGAGAAUUCUUGUGGGGUGGAAUUGCCAUUGCAAGUGAAAGUAGGGACUGAAGAAGAAAUUACGAGUGACGAGAAAGUGGGCAUCACAUUAACAAGAGCCCUCAGAUUUUACUCAACUCUUCAAGCUGAAGAUGGGCACUGGCCAGGUGACUAUGGUGGCCCUUUGUUUCUUUUGCCAGGCCUGGUUAUAGCUUUGUCUGUAAUGGAUGCUGUGGAUGCCAUUCUCCCGGACGAACACAAGAAAGAGAUGUGCCGUUAUUUGUAUAACCAUCAGAAUCUUGAUGGAGGGUGGGGAUUGCAUAUAGAAGGGCACAGCACCAUGUUCUGCACGGCCCUUAAUUAUGUCGCGUUAAGGCUUUUAGGGGAAAAAAUCGACGGUGGAGAUCGAUCCAUGCAGAGAGCACGAAAGUGGAUCCUCGAUCAUGGUGGUGCCACCUGUAUUCCUUCUUGGGGAAAAUGCUGGCUCUCGGUUCUUGGCGCGUACGAGUGGAAUGGAAAUAAUCCUCUGCCACCCGAGCUAUGGCUUCUCCCUUACUUUCUUCCUAUUCAUCCAGGGCGAAUGUGGUGUCACUGCCGAAUGGUAUAUUUGCCGAUGUCGUAUUUAUACGGGAAGAGAUUCGUGGGCCCAAUUAACCAAACUAUUCUAUCUCUUAGGAAAGAGCUCUAUAUUCAAGCCUACCAUCAAAUUGACUGGGAUUUGGCCAGAAACCAAUGUGCCAAGGAGGAUUUAUAUUAUCCACACCCACUUUUACAAGACAUCCUAUGGAAGUGUUUGCAAGAGUUUGCCGAACCUCUUCUCGUGAAAUGGCCGUUUUCUAAGCUAAGGCAGAGAGCACUGAGCACCGUUAUGAAGCAUAUUCGUUACGAAGAUGUAAACACUAAUUACCUCUGCAUUGGACCUAUAAAUAAGGUUUUAAAUAUGCUUUGCUGUUGGGUGGACGACCCGAAUUCAACGGCCGUCAAGAGCCAUUUCGCAAGAGUUAAAGACUAUUUGUGGGUGGCUGAGGAUGGAAUGAAAAUGCAGUUUUAUGAUGUUAGUUUGGAUAAUCAGGGAUAUAAUGGUAGUCAGUUGUGGGAUGCUGUUUUGUCUGUCCAAGCAAUAAUCGAAACAAAUCUUCGACAAGAGUAUGGUUUGAUGCUUACCAAGGCUCACGAAUUCAUCAAAAUGUCGCAAGUGAGAAUGCGAAAGGCUGAGAUUCUUGUAACAAAUCAUAUAUUAAUGUAG